This is a messenger RNA of Alligator mississippiensis (American alligator), 1835 nucleotides long. It is a transcript of the gene MZB1, whose product is annotated as marginal zone B and B1 cell specific protein. The transcript is spliced from 4 exons. Gene Ontology annotation, biological process: regulation of B cell proliferation. The coding region runs from base 49 to 678 and encodes 209 amino acids. The record is from RefSeq and is a predicted model, not a curated record. Gene Ontology annotation, cellular component: extracellular region; endoplasmic reticulum chaperone complex. Lineage: Eukaryota; Metazoa; Chordata; Crocodylia; Alligatoridae.
UUCUCUGCCUUCCCCCACCCCUCCCAGAGGGCUGCCUGAGCAGGGGAAAUGAAGCUGUUGGUGACUGUUUUCUUGGUGCUGAGCUUUUGUGAGCUGAGACAAGCAGAGGAUGGAAAGAGCUCCUCUUCCAGCAACCCCCUCCAGGACUCACCCCCCGUCUCAGAAAGGGCCUUCUCUGCAUCCUCCCCCCAGCUCAGCGCCGAGGAAACCUACUCUGCCCACAUGCCUGAGCACCUCCUCUGCGAUGCCUGUAGAGCAAUAUCCUUCCAGAUGCAGCAAUACCUAGAAAAAGCAGAAUCCAAAUGGUCAUUGGCAAAGAAGCCUGGUGCUCUCCUGAGUGAGUCUGAAUAUGUGGAUGCGCUGGAGAACAGCUGCUCACAGAGCUGGGAAAACUAUGGGGUGAAAGAAGUGAAUGGGGUGAAGCGCUUUGCAGGGCCCGGAUUGAAGAGCCAGGAGAGCAUGAGUGUAAUGAUGACGGGAGGACCCUGGCCUGCAAGGUUAUACAUGAUGUGCCAUAGCUACCUCGGUGAGUCAGGAGAAGAGCAGAUCUAUGAGGAGCACAGACGCAGGCCAGGUGGCUUGGAAGAGUUCCUGUGCUAUGGGGCUAAGAAAGCCUGCACAAGAUUCACCCACACCAAAGACAGGAUCAAAGUAAAGUCUCUGCAAAGUGAGCUGUAGCUCUGCACCCUCUGGACCAAGAUCUGGCACGAAAUGUAAGCUAGGAGCAUUCUGUUCCAGCCUGGCAACUGCUGAAAGGGCCCCUGCCAAGGCAGACAAACCAGCAAAUGGGACCAGUGUGCUUUUGGGGACUUUCCCCAAGGAAACAAUUGCUUCGUGCUCUCUUAAUUAAAUGGCAAUCCUUAAAAAAAACCCAAAGCCGCUAACUACCCCAACAGGGCUCACAUCAACCCUAUAGGAACAAACCAGCCUAUACAUCCAGGAGACCCUAUAAUAACAAUUAAUCGCAGUCCAAUUUAUGAGAAUCCCUGAAAUAAGCCAGUAGACAAAGUUUAUCACCCAUGGACACCUAUGUAAAGCCUAUGUAUGACUUACGAAUCUAGUGAUGGCGGGGGGACGGACACGGGACAGGACAGGACAGAUCUUUCACUGAUAUAAAUGGUCAUAGCUCUGCUGAAGUCAGCUGAAGAUGGAUUGCAUUCAUGAAGCUGGGACAAGCUGUAUCAGCUGAGGAUCAGACACAUUGCACCUUGCUUGUACUCGGUGUCUUGAAAGAGUUAUAGCCAGCCUGAUUUUCAGGGUGCUAAGUACCUACAGCUCCCUGACUUCAUCCCCCCAUCACAUUGUCAUCCUGGUUUUCCCUGGUUUUAUAUCAGGGAUCCUGGUUUUCUCUGAUAUAAAAUCACAAAUUCUCUGCUAAAAAAAAAUCACAAAUUCUCUAAUAAAAACCACAAAAUCUGUUAUUAAAAUUAAAAGCUCCCCUCAGCCCCCCCCCCGCUUGUCCCUCUCACUCCCUGCCACAGCCCCCACAUCCUUGCUGGUGCCCCUUGCCCCCCACUCGCAGCUCCUGCUCCCCCAGCCCUGCUGGAGGGAGCCCUCAGCUGCCAGGGCUCGCAGCCCCUGCCCCCACUCUUCCCUGCUGCCUUCUGCAGGCUGGACAGGGGCACUGGCUUCCUGCCACCGCACACACUCCUGGGGAGCAGGGGAGACCCUCACCUCCCAGUUCUGUAUGUCGGGCAGGUGCAGGUUAUGGGCUCAGGCUGCCGCUCAGCUUCCCUCCCCUGGGACCUCCGCAGCCCAGCAGGCACGACCUGGCCAGCAGGGUACAGUGGGGCUGUGCGAGGAUCUCCUUGCCACUGUGAGCUCCACACUGCCCU